This is a messenger RNA of Colletotrichum fioriniae, 2520 nucleotides long. The record is from RefSeq and is a predicted model, not a curated record. NCBI's taxonomy places the organism in Eukaryota, Fungi, Ascomycota, Sordariomycetes, Glomerellales, Glomerellaceae.
AUGGCGCCUGGCUAUGACGUCGAUCAUGACGGUCCGCCCUACUCUCGCUCCGGGAAUGGAAACGCUGCAAAGUCAGUUCCCACAGGGCCCAUCGACGACGAGCUCUUCACGCGAGUCCUGCCACGGGUAGACACCACGGCCAUCGAGACGGCGCGCAUCGCCAUUGGCCAAGACUCUGAAGACAGCGAUGAAGAACAUUCACGUCCUCAGUUCCGGCGGUCUCUAUCGGAGUCUAGUCUGAUGCUAGGAGGAACCGGAAAGGACUCCGAUGGACUCCGGGAUACCGCCUUAGGAAGACAAGAAAGAAAUGGGACAACGGGGGCAAACGGAAAAUCUCAUUCAGCGAGAGACAGCACAGAACUCAGUCGCCCUUCCCGUCCUCUGUCUCGGACAGACAUCGUAUCCCGGGAUUACUCACCAUCACGGCGGCUUUACACCAAGUCUGACAGGGACACCGUAGCUGUGCCUCCACGCCAGUCUUCUCGUCCCGAUCGAGCUAGCAUUGACAGCCCCGACCGAGUGCUCAAGCGACACGAUUACAAUACGCCGCAGCGACCCCCGCGCGCCGAGGAGAUCGAGGCUGCAAAGAGACUCUUGGCACAAGUCGCAGAAGACGAGGAACUCUCCCAUCAGAGCAUGGUGCGAUCCUCCAGUGCUGUCCGCUCAGCAACACCUCCCCCGAUAGGAGGUCGACGACCGCACAGGAUCAUCUACGACGACUCUGAGGAAGAAGAGGACCAGCACCAAGACCGCGUCGACGAGGAAGAAGACCACGGAUACCACGACUACCACAAUGACACGCGCAAUGGGCACCGAAGCAUAGCAACGACCCCCGUCACUGCCAUCCACGUACCGACGGAAGACUCUCGGCCGCCGCCGGCGCAUAAUCGCCAGACCCGUGGCCGACCGACCACCUCGAGAACUACGUCGCGUCAAUCAUCUCAGCCACCUCCACGGUCUCGAGCAGCUGAAUCCCUCGCCGCACACAAGAGAGAGCUCAGGACGCCGGUGCUUGAUCAUCAUCGCUUAUACCUGGACGCCGAACCUCCACCAAUCAGCCAGAGACGCCCGCAUCAGAUGUCGCGCGCUGCUAGAAGGCAGACGUACAAUAAGCAGCAGUACUCCGAUAUGGAAGAGGAGGCUUUAGACUACAGUGUAAAGAACGGUCUCGGGGGCUCGACCCUGACGUCAGAUUAUCGACCGUCGACGGCGGCACGGAGGGCAAUGAGCGAUGAUUCUAUUUCGGUUUCGAGACAAUCAAUCUCGAAGCAAAGCAUCACAAGCAACGGGUCGUCGAACCGUACUGUUGAUUUCUUCGGACCUGGUAUCUUCCAGGUUGUUCUGCAUAACCCAACGACUGUGCAUCAAUUGCUGAAGUUCAGCGAAGCUCGUUUCUGCAGCGAGAGUGUCGAAUUUCUCAAAAAGGUUGAGCAAUACCAAACAGUUCUCAAUGACCUUGCAGGUAUUAUGACGAGCAUUCAUAAGGACUUCCUCGCCGACGACUCGUCAAAGCAGAUCAACGUCAACGGGGAAUUGAGAAAGUCCGUCCACGGUGACAUGAAGUCGUUGGUUACAAAGACACUUCCAUCCAUGGAAACACUGUUUACAGAUCUUCAGGAGAGCGUUGAACAGGAUGUCUUCUUGGAUAUCUAUCCUCGAUUUGUGCGCUAUCAGAUGGCACUCAGCGCGACGAGGGCAUUCCUCCAGGGAGCACAUACCGAUCGCGUUCCUGUCCGACGAUUAAAGAACGCUAUCGAUGAGCGCAAGGAGUCUGUUGAACUCAUCCUGAACUAUAAGAAGAACGGAGAUCCUUUCUGGAACUUGCUCUAUGUCGCUCCUCUCUACAAUGAAGCCGGGAAACUAGCCUUCUUCAUCGGCGGCCAGAUCAAUUGCUCAACGACGAUUCAUAGCAACGCGGAUGUGAUGAGAGUUCUGUCGACAUCUACCAAUGACGACGUACAAACCCAGGAUACCAAGGUACCACCGGCACCACUACAUCGCGCAGGUUCUCAACCUUCGGCUCGAAAAGCAUUCCUGAAAGCCCUCGGGAUGAAGGUCAGCGACGACCAUGCACCAAACGGGAUCGCCGCCGACCCGGGCAUGGAGAGCAAAUUGCUUCACAAGCUAGAAGGACGCGACUUGAGCGCUCAGAUGAAGGAGUUUUACACUGCUUAUUCGAAAUACCUGAUUGUCAGCUACGACUCUUUCAUAAUCAAAUUCUACUCCGAAGGUGUCCUGGAAAUGCUGCACCCCGCCAACAAUACAGUCGGCCUAGUCGCGGGCCAGGAGGUCUUCCGCUUCCUCAAGCAGAACAUGGUCAACCACCAGUCCGACUACAAGACGCGCGUACGCAACGCCCUUCGCACCGGAUCGCCCAUCAGCGUCGAGGUCCGACUACAGACUCGAAGGAGUGCGCUGUUCCGUGGCGACGAGAGGUUUGUCACGCACUGGACACCGUUGAAGGAUGAGAAGUCUCAGGUGCAUUGGGCAGUCGUCACUUUGGCGCCCGCGAUCGAGUAA